This is a messenger RNA of Neltuma alba, 2644 nucleotides long. RefSeq names its product probable E3 ubiquitin-protein ligase RHG1A. The transcript has 6 exons. NCBI's taxonomy places the organism in Eukaryota, Viridiplantae, Streptophyta, Magnoliopsida, Fabales, Fabaceae. The record is from RefSeq and is a predicted model, not a curated record. Gene Ontology annotation, molecular function: ubiquitin protein ligase activity. The coding region runs from base 779 to 2425 and encodes 548 amino acids.
GAAAAGAAUAGAAAAUGCUAACACCUCUUAACACCUGCUGAGUGCCCCUUUGUUAUCUAGUCCAGGUAAUGUUGUGCGAGUCAUCCUAUUCCCAAUCCCUCCUCUUUUACCACUUAGUCAAAUCUAAUUCCUACUUCUGCACAUGGCAAAAUGGAGUGAGAAGCCAUUAACUGAUAUGAAUCUCAAUUAUCUCAUUUUUUCUUCCAAGUGUUUGCUUUUUUCCCUCAUCUUUGUUUUAUUGCCUCAGACUCGAGCCCUCCCUGUUUCAGUGGAGAGACAAUCUGUGAGUAGAUGGCUUCAAGUGAGUGGACUUACGUUGGACUGUUGGUAUUAGCCUGUGGUUAAGGAGACUCUGAGUGUCAAGUUUUUAGUGUAUUACAGGCCAGUUUAUGUAGAUUGAUUAUGAGUUCCAGAAUUUGUAAUCUGCAGCAUAUAUUUGUACUUUCUCUUGGAGAUAAUCGCCAGUGAUGACUCAGUAAUCCCCUUUGUUCUGAUUUACAAUUUUUGUAGAGUUUAGAUCUAAUUGAAGACUUUCUAUAUUUAUUCUUUGUCGUCAUGUGUUAUUAUUCUGAAUUUUUCAGUCUUGGAAAUGCUUGGGUCUCCUGUAACUAAUUAUAUUGUUUAUAUUCUGAGUUUUAUGAUUGUUUUGAAGUUACUUUAUAUUUAGAUAUUGAAUUCUUCAAAUGAUUUCUUGCUUUGCAGGUUGCUAGUUAUUUGUAGAUCUGGUUAAACCGCACCCUUGCCUUAAUUCUGACUUCUGAGUUUGUUUCUGAUUGUUAUGGGACAUAGACAUUUAUAUAGCAUGUCCCAGAUGUUUGGGAGUGAGCAGGAGCAGAAUUGGAAUUAUAUGCACACUGAUCAACAUAAUGGUAGGGGUAGCGCUUCAGAGAAUGGUUCUUUUAUUUAUCCACUAGAAAAUAUGCCUAUAGAUGGCAGCUCUUUGGCCGCUUCUUGGAACAAUGCCGCGAUGUCAAAUGGAUAUGCAUCCUCAAGUAUCAACAUUGAAUUACCCCCUCGUCAAUCAGAUGCAUCAAGAUCUUCUCAUGAUCAUUAUUUACGUUCAUCAAAUCCUGGAGCUUUUUUCGCAGUUUCUGAAAACUAUGCUCACCAGCCUUCUUCCAAUUGUGAUAGACAAGCAUUUCAUGUUGCUGAUGGUGAUUUCUUUGAUUUCACCAUGGGGAGUGGAAGAGGGCCUCACAAGCGAAAGAGCCCUGGAAUUCCUUCAGUUUGUGAGAGAGGCAGUACAAGCAGAUAUUUCAGUGCAGGAAGCUCAACUGAUCUCCCUAUAUCUUCAGAAAUAAGGCAGGAGAAGCCAAGCUUGGAUUCUCAAUUUCUGCCUUGGGAUCAUGUUACUAUGACACCCCCCUUCAGAGGCAGUGGCCUUUCAAUCAGGGGUGAGGGUUCUUUAAGGAAUGUUAGAAGUCGUUCUGCACUUGAUUUGGAAUCCAACCUUGCUAGGACGCAUUUAUGUGGCAACCAUUUGCACAACUCAUCUUCUGGCCCGUCCAAUGAUCAUUCUAGCUCUGUGGGUCUUUCUGGUCAUAGUUCUAAUACUGUGCCAAGGGACUGGAGCCAAAUGAACAUGUCUCCGGCUCCUGGGAGGGUAUUAUUAUCUGAAUCAAGUGGAUAUAAUCAUGAGCCAAGUCGCUUGCUGGUUGGAAGUGGUGUUAGUAAUGCUUCGGUAGACGCUGGGAGUUACCAUCAUGAAUAUGAUACAAGCAUAAAUCCUAUUGUUCCUCAAAGUUUUCACAGUAAUCUCACUCACCCUGCUAGGGGAGUUCGAAGUAACUAUUCCCAAAGAUCUACUCCAACACCAACUCCAACUUUUAGAGCCUCUUCAAGCUCAUGCGUGGGACAUAUGAUGCCUUCAGAUGGUGGAUUGCACAUGGGAGCUGAAGGUUUAAUCUCUAGACAUCCAAGGCCAUUGACUGCCGUCAGUUCGCGGAAUACUGAUAGAAACGGGAGGUCAAGGAUAUCUAGCGAGAGAUAUCGAACAUUAGCUGAUGAGGCUAUUCUUCAUGAUCGAUUUUCCUCUGAGGGUUUCAUGGUUGUUGAUCGUGCGCCGUUUUAUGGUUCUCGAAAUAUGAUUGAUCAACAUAGGGACAUGAGGAUGGACAUAGACAAUAUGAGUUAUGAGGAACUACUUGCUCUGGGAGAGAGGAUUGGUCAUGUCAGCACAGGAUUGUCUGAGAAGUUGAUUUCCAAGUGUUUGACAGAAUCAAUAUAUUGUUCGUCCGAGCAGAGUCAAGAGGAAGGAAGUUGUGUGAUCUGCUUGGAAGAUUACAAGUACAUGGACGAUGUUGGGACACUGAGAGGUUGCGGCCAUGACUAUCAUGUGAGCUGCAUUAGAAAGUGGUUAUCUAUGAAGAACAUAUGUCCUAUCUGCAAAGCUUCUGCUCUUCCUGAUGAGAUGAAGGAUAAAUAACUUAAAUUCAUUCUGCAGUAUUUCGCUAUCUCAUUUUGUACAUAUAAUAUACAUUCGAAUAUUCAUGAAAUUGAAGGAAAUUGACUUCUUUCUUUUCGAGGUUUUGAAUAUUGUAAUAGCAAUGCUACUUAGAGUCGAUGCAUUUGUUCAUGGCUUCAGGGUCAAUUACGUGAAGCCUUGAGAUCAAUCAUGUAUGCUUGCUUUCAGAAUUUCGGUCAA